This is a messenger RNA of Gilbertella persicaria, 2442 nucleotides long. RefSeq names its product kinesin heavy chain. Lineage: Eukaryota; Fungi; Mucoromycota; Mucoromycetes; Mucorales; Choanephoraceae. The record is from RefSeq and is a predicted model, not a curated record. The coding region runs from base 1 to 2442 and encodes 813 amino acids. Gene Ontology annotation, biological process: microtubule-based movement. The transcript is spliced from 8 exons. Gene Ontology annotation, molecular function: ATP binding; microtubule binding; microtubule motor activity.
AUGUCUAAUAAUAUUAAAGUUGUUUGUCGUUUUCGACCUCAAAACUCGCUAGAAAUAAGAGAAGGUGGUGUUCCUGUGAUUGAUAUUGAUGAAGACGGCACACAGGUUGAAUUAAAGGGCAAAGAGUUUCAAGGUUCUUUUGCUUUUGAUAAAGUGUUUGGCAUGAAUACAGCACAAAAAGAUGUCUUUGAUUAUUCAAUCAAGACCAUUGUGGAUGAUGUCACUGCUGGUUAUAACGGAACUGUAUUCGCAUAUGGUCAAACCGGUUCGGGAAAAACAUUUACGAUGAUGGGUGCGGACAUUGACGACGAAAACACGCGGGGUAUCAUACCUCGUAUUGUAGGUCAGAUCUUUGAUUCUAUCAUGGCUGCACCAAGUAACUUGGAAUUCACUGUCAAAGUAUCUUAUAUGGAAAUUUACAUGGAAAAAGUAAGAGACUUGCUUAAUCCCACACAAGAUAAUUUGCCUAUACAUGAAGACAAGACACAUGGUGUGUACGUGAAAGGCUUGUUAGAAGUCUAUGUUGGGUCAACAGAAGAUGUGUAUGAAGUCAUGCGAAACGGAAGUGGAAAUCGAGUUGUUUCGGCCACAAAUAUGAAUGCUGAGAGUUCACGAAGUCAUUCUAUUGUUGUCAUCACUAUCACACAAAAGAAUAUUGACACUGGUGCGGCCAAAAGUGGAAAGUUAUAUCUUGUCGAUCUGGCUGGUUCUGAAAAAGUGGGCAAGACAGGUGCCUCUGGUCAAACAUUGGAAGAAGCCAAAAAGAUCAAUAAGUCCCUCACCGCUCUUGGUAUGGUCAUUAAUGCUUUGACGGAUGGCAAGUCAAGUCAUGUCCCUUACCGGGAUUCCAAGUUGACUCGUAUUCUGCAAGAAUCCUUGGGUGGUAAUUCUCGAACAACCUUGAUUAUCAAUUGUUCUCCGUCGUCGUACAAUGAGGCUGAGACACUCUCUACUUUACGUUUUGGUAUGCGUGCUAAAACAAUCAGGAAUAAGGCCAAAGUCAAUGCUGAUCUAUCUCCUGCUGAACUCAAGGCUUUACUCAAGAAGGUCAAGACAGAGACUGUGACAUUUAAGGCUUAUAUUACUGCUUUGGAAGGUGAAGUUGAGCUUUGGCGUUCAGGUCAAGUUGUGCCUGAAGAAAGAUGGGUUACAAUGGAAAAGGUGUCACGUGGUGAAUGUGUUCCUCCUUCAGGUUUCAAAAGUCCUUUAUUGCCAGAUGAAUCUCGUCCUGCUACACCUGCUAUUGUGCUUGAAAAAGACGAACGAGAUGAAUUUUUGAAGCGAGAAAAUGAAUUGAUGGAUCAAAUCACGGAAAAAGAAACUGAACUUAAUCACCGUGAAAAACUGCUGGAUUCAUUGAAAGAAGAAAUCAACUAUUAUAAAGAACAAGAGCAAAUGGUGACACAAGAAAAUCAUGUUAUGACAUCUGAAUUAAGCGGACUUCGCCUGCAACUUCAGAAAAUAUCUUAUGAAAGUAAAGAAAAUGCCAUCACAGUCGACUCGCUCAAAGAAGCCAAUCAAGAACUCAUGGCUGAACUGGAAGAACUCAAGAAGGGUCUGAUUGAAAUGCGGCAACAGGCACAAAAGGAAUCUGGGUCAAGUCAAAAAGAGAAAAAGAAAGCAGAAAAAAUGGCUCAAAUUAUGUCUGGAUUUGAUGUGCCUCAUGAAAUUACUGAAAAAGAACGUUUGAUUCGUGAUGCGCUCCUGAAACUCGAGUUGGAUGGCUAUGGUAUGACACUAGAAGAACUGGUUGGCCUGAAACGUGAUUUGACAGAAUCCCGUAGUUUGUUAGAGCAACAUAGUCAUACGAUUGAUGAUUUGACAGAAGCCAAAACGGCCAUUGAAAAGAAGAAACAAGAGUUAGAAAACCGCUGUGCCUUAUUAGAACAAGAAUAUGAAGAGUUGUUAGACAAGACAAUUGCAGAAGAAGAAGCACAAGUACAAAAGAAUGAAGAUAUUGCAGAGACCAUCUCUACUCUUAAGCAAAAAUUGGAAUUCCAAUACAACACCAAGAGGGAAACACAACAAAGAGAGAUUGAAGAAUUAAAAGCGGAAUUGGAAAAGAAGAGUAAUGAGCAUGUCAAAUUAAGCACAGCCAUGAAUGACCUCAAGGCUGCUAAUGAUCAACUUCAAACUGCUUUAUCUGAACAAGCUACCAAAGAACCUGUCGAUAUCUCUGAGAAAGAAAAAGAUCUUGAACGUAUGCGCAAGACAAUGGCACAACAAUUGGCUGAUUUUGAAAUGAUGAAGAAGGCUUUGAUGCGUGAUCUUCAAAGCCGCUGUGAAAAAGUCGUUGAAUUAGAAAUGUCUUUGGAUGAAACACGCGAGCAAUACAACAAUGUCCUUAAGGCCAGCAACAAUAAAGCCCAGCAAAAGAAAAUGGCCUUUCUUGAACGUAACCUUGAACAACUUACCAAUGUACAAAAGCAGGUAAGGUGUUGA